Molecule: messenger RNA, 5762 nt
Organism: Mytilus californianus (California mussel)
Lineage: Eukaryota; Metazoa; Mollusca; Bivalvia; Mytilida; Mytilidae
Product: pyruvate dehydrogenase (acetyl-transferring) kinase isozyme 2, mitochondrial-like
Exons: 12
Coding region: 226-1452 (408 amino acids)
Biological process (GO): regulation of glucose metabolic process; protein phosphorylation
Cellular component (GO): mitochondrion
Molecular function (GO): pyruvate dehydrogenase (acetyl-transferring) kinase activity
Source: RefSeq, a predicted model, not a curated record
UAAGAAAAUUGGCAAUUGACCAAAUAUUAAACAAUCAAUCGAUCAAUUUAAAGAGUUUAAACAUUGGAAUAUUUAUCAUAGGAAUAGUUUUUUUUUGCGGAUGAGCCUAUUCUUUGAAACUAUUGAUUUGGGGAAAACACUCGUUAUGUCACGUGACUUAUUUAGGUAAUUUUCCAUAUAGAGAAAACAGACGACAUUCACAUUAUAGUUUGAUUUUGAUACAACAUGAAGUUUUCGGUCAAAAGCGGACAGCAAGUUGCUCGAAUGGUGGAUGUUUAUUCUCACUAUUGUCCACAACCGUUGUCAAUGCAGCGGUUUAUAGAUUUUGGGACAAAAACCGGUACAGAACAAUCAUCCUUUGAAUUUUUACGAAGAGAAUUGCCAGUACGCUUGGCUAAUAUAAUGAUGGAGAUGAACCAGUUACCAGAACCUCUAUUAAAUGUACCAUCAGUUACAAUGGUCAGCAACUGGUAUAAAAAAAGUUUUGCUGAAAUUUUAAGCUUUGAGAAUUCAGAUGGUAAAGACCUAGAUACAUUGUCAACUUUUGCUGAUACUCUUGUAGUAAUCAGAAAUCGGCACGCAAAUGUGGUUGAAACAAUGGCGCAGGGAGUUAUGGAAUUAAAGGAUAGGUAUGGAGAAGAAAACAUGGAUACAUUACAGUACUUCCUCAACAGAUUCUUUACAAGUAGAAUUAGUAUACGAAUGUUAAUUAACCAGCAUGCUUUAUUAUAUGGUUCUCAGUUAGCCAACCACCCUAGACAUAUAGGUUGUAUAGAUCCUAAAUGUAAUGUACUAGAAGUUGUUAAAGAUGCCUAUGCCAAUGCUAGAUUUCUUUGUGAACAGUAUUAUCUUACAGCACCUGAACUUGAACUAAUAACACAUAGUAAACAUGAUAAUGAAGAAGAUAUAACAAUAGUGUAUGUCCCUUCACAUUUGUAUCAUAUGUUGUUUGAAUUGUUUAAGAAUUCACUAAGAGCAGUUGUAGAGAAUUUCUCUGUAGAUAGUACUUUGCCAAAAUUAAAAGUUCAUGUAUGUAAAGGAAAGGAAGACUUAACUAUUAAGUUGUGUGACCAGGGAGGUGGAAUACCUUAUAACAAUAUAAACAAAUUAUUUGAGUAUAUGUAUUCUACUGCACCAAGUCCAUCAUGUGCUAAUUCAGGAUCUGCUCCACUGGCUGGCUACGGAUAUGGCUUACCGUUGUCAAGACUAUAUGCCCAGUAUUUUCAAGGAGAUUUAGUUAUCUCAUCAGUGGAUGGAUUUGGUACAGAUGCUUAUAUAUAUCUAAAGGUUUUAUCAAAUGAAGCCAAUGAGUGUUUACCUAUAUAUAACAAAACAUCAGCUAGAAUGUAUGAAUCAGAUGUUGUUGUUUCGGAUUGGACGAGUCCACCAAAAAGUCCACAGAAUUCCCGGACAUUUUCAACUCUCUCUAGAACGUAUCAGCCACGGACUUGAUUUUGUGAUCUUCUGUAAUGAAACCCAGAAAUUUCCCAUCACUAACAACCAGUUUUCAGCAUUAACAGAGUAGAAGUUUGAUAAUAGUUGGUCAGCUUAUUCUCAUAUAAAUGAUAUUUGUAAGGAGAGUAGUAGUGUGUUUCAUCUACUGGAAUGAAUGUACAUUAUAUAUGUUGGGUAUUUAUCUGUAAAGUUUUGUAAUCAUGUUGAUAUUUUGACUGAGAUGAGAAAAAAUGGUAUAUAUUGGUGCUACAAUAUUUGUAAUAUAUUUGCUAAACUAAUUAUGUAGUAAGAUUUUUUUUAUAAUAUGUGAAUUUUUGUAUUCGAAAGUGUUCACUAUAGAUUGUUCAUACUAAUAAUAUUUUACUAUACCAUGCAAAAUGAAAACAGUUCAAACUUGUACAACACUAGUCAUUUAAAGAAUUGUUUUUAAUAUUAAAUAUUUUCCAUUUAGGAAAUGAGGGGUCAUAAAACAGCAUUUUGUUUUUAAAUGUUAUAUGUUUGUCUUUUUCAUUUUCAUUGCAAUUUCAUGCAAACAUGCAGAUCAAAUGUCACUACGGUAACUGAUAUUUGAUUUGAUAAAUGAAUUAUGUCUGUUUGUUUUGCUCACACAUUGCUGUCAAUAUAAUGGAAUUCUAUACAACUGUCAUACAAGUGAGAGGUUUAGCUAGCUAUAAAACCAGAUUUAAUCCACCAUUUUCUACAUAAGGAAAUGUCUAUACCAAGUCAGGAAUAUGACAGUUGUUUUCCAUUUGUUUGAUGUGUUUGAGCUUUUGAUUUUGCCAUUUGAUAAAGGACUUUCUGGAAAUUUCCUUGGAGUUUGUGGUAUUUUUGUUAUUUUACUUUUUGAAUAAACUCUAGAGUGGGUGGCGCAUAUUCGCCGUGGACACAUUUUUGCCGUUUUUGCAAUUUUUUCUGUAAAUUUUGUGUGCCUUUACCCAAUACUUGCCUAAAUAGAUACUAAACGCUGUUUGUAAUGUUCGAACUGUUGAUAUUCCUCUUUACCCCAUUUCCAAUGUUAUUCGCACAUAUAAAGAAAUAUGCAGGUGUUUUUGAACGAUUUUGGCAAUUAUGUAAGAUUUAUAUGGCACGCAUGUGCAGUCAUAAAGUAAAUAUUUGUAAGAAGAAUCCUAUCGGAAUGAUCUCUCAAGCUAAUUCAUGUAAUUGCAAACAAUUGUUUUUAAUAUACAGGGACAAUGAGGAUGGUCAUAUCAUACAUCGCGGCGAAAAUGUGUCAGAACAACUUGAUUUCCAGUCUUGAGUUUGCGUUCAUUUUUAAAACAUUUAACCAAUGUUUUGAAGAGAAUUCCUUUAUCAAACAUUUUUUUCAUAUAGUAAACUUUCUGAAACCUACAUAAAAAGUUUCAAAUAUUCGAAUGUAGGUCGGAUGUAGUUGGAAAUAAACGAAUUUUGCGGCGAAUAUGCGUUACCCACUCUAUAUAGAAUAAAAACAUUUCUACAUUUUAUUAGGUGUAUAACUAAUCUUUGUUUGAAAUCAAGGCCAAUGGAGAAUUGAUUUUGUUACUGUUUUAUCAAAUGGCCAGUAUGGGCUGUUGCCAUCUUGUGUUAUCUCAAAUUUUCUUUUCUCUAUGUUGAAUUUAAGAAGCUGUGUUUCUGACUCACUAGGUCUGGACAAAAAUGUUAUAAUAUAACUGGUCUUUAAAAAUUUUGAGUACUUUGAUAGGUUGGAAAUAUGUAUGAUGUGUAAUCAAGGUCACUUCAUUUUAUUGCGUACAUGUUAUUUGAGGCCUCCAGAAGUGUCUCAAUUUUUGUUAUUUAAGAAAACCUUUAUUUUUUGUUAACUGCAUUUCCCCCUGCAUUGGAGAUAUGCAAAUUAGAGGAAUCAAGUUUAAAUAUCUUUAUUUUAUAAAGGCAAUAUUUCACUCUUGGUUUACUGGGCAUUUUCAAGUUAUCUGAUUUCAUUGUUAUUUAAUUCUUAUCCAAUUAGGGACAUUUAAAACAUCAAAUUGUUUGAAUGUAUCAUUUAUUUAUUAGAUAACUAGUUAACAUGUAUUUAUUUAAUGUAUGAGUACCAAGUUAAGUUUUAUAAAAAGAAAUGAAAUCCAUUUUAUUCUUGUACUCCGAAAUCCCUAAAAAGUUGAAUCUAGUGGAAAAUGAUAAAUUUGAUUCAGACAACUCUAUCAAUUUUACAACAUAUAAAUAAUUUGCAGGAGGAAAUUUUCAUGACAAUAUUCAGAUUAAUAAAAACUCAUUCAAAUCACAUAUUUCUGAAUUCCAAUUCACAAUCAUGACUGAAUAAAUUAGACAUUUGUGUAUUUAUAAAGCAUUUUUUUUUUUCCCAAUUGAAAUGAGGUUGUUGUUAUUUCUUUCUAAUUGAUAUGGCAUAUGGAAUUAGAUUUAUUAUAUUUUAAUCAGAUUCGAAAUAAAAACCAAACAUAUACUUUUGUAAAUGAUAUUAUAUUUUAAUUCUACGUAUGAAAGGUGAGAGGCAAUAUUAUUUUUGGGAAAAAAGCUGUACAAAAAAAAUUUAAAAUAUGUACAACUGUCUUUGGUAAAGUUUUGACUCGUACUUCAUUAGAAUAUUUAGCUAACCAGGUCAGAAAAAGUAUAAAGGUAUUUGCAUCUUACUGUCUUUCAUUAAUUUAUUCCAACAAAAAUGGUCAAUAUUUUUCUCUACCUUUUAUACAGGUAUUCAUCUAUGGUUACCCAAAUUGUUUUAAAAGUUUACAGAAGAAAAGAGUAUAUAUAUUGAAUGAAUGAUGUAUGAGCAGUCCUUUAUAAAGAUUUUACAUUUUGUUAAGUUUAGAUUGAAGCAUAACUAACAAAAUUAUGCGGGUAUUUUUUUAACCUACAACAGCAUUUUUUAAGAUUUAUGUAGAGAACCAUAAAGACUUCUCUCAUUGAUAUGGCAUUUAUAGUGGUAACAGAUAUUCAUAUAUACAUGUAAAAUAUGUGUUUCUUGCUGGUAGAAUGAAAGAUCUGGCUGCUAAAGGCAAUUACUGGUAUUUAAUUAUGAGAUCUCAGAAACAAUGCAAAACUUUUUAAAUAACAACUAAAAAGAUGUGUGGAAAAGUUGUCCGAAGAUCUUUUCAGGAUUGGGUGAUCUUAGAUUUGAGACAUUCAGUUGAGGUCUUUUUCAGUUUUUCUAUUCAACAAGUGUUUAUAAAUAUUCAAACUUCAAUUAAUCUCUUCCAUACCAUUGGUAGCCUUUGUUUUUAUUCACAAUUUGUCUAGACCAGAUGAACUUGCCAUUUGGUAUAGACCCUUGUUUAUAGAUGAAGACCAUAUGUUGCCUUCUAGAGUUCUUUUCUGUUGUGAAUAAAUUAACAGAAACUGAUAUAAAAACAAAAAAUUCCCUACAAAACAGAAAACAUUAAGACUACUAACCACAACCACUAACCAGGUAUUUGACUUUUCAGACACAUUUUAAUAUGUGAUGGGUUUUAAAACAAAUUUUUUUCAACAAUCUUUCAUUUAAAUCAGUGGAAUUUUAAGGGUAAGGGAGAGAAACAUACAAUAAAAUCUAUUUCAGGAAAAGUCUGCAUUUUGUUAUGGUGUAUAAAUGUGAAUUUGUAAUUUGUUGAUAGUGUGUUUGUGUUUUGGAAUAUGGAAGUGUGAAAUUCAGAAUGCUUAUUUUCUUGCUGAUGUGUAUGGUUUGGUGUAUAAAUGUAGUUUCAAGAUAACGUGUUGGUGUUUUGGAAUAUGGAAGUGUGAAUGUUUAUUUUCUUGCUUAUGUGUCUGGUUUAGUGUAUGAAUGUGAAUGUGUACUUUCUUUGUAAUAUAUAAGCAUGUGUGUUUGUGUAUGGAAGUUUGAAUGUGUAGCAUCUUGCUAGUGUGUAUAUGUAGUUUCCUGUUGGUUGGUCUGGUGUAAAACUAAAAUCUUGUUUUACAAUCUAUAAAAUGGCAAUUUUGGUUAUGAAUUAAUUUUAUUUUCAUGACACUUACAAGAGCAUGAAAAAUACUACCUAUUAAAAUGAUGAUUUAUAGGUUGUUUUUUUUUAACCCAACUAUGACCAGUUUAAAAUAUUCAUCCAUGCACUUAUUGUAUGAUGAAUGAUAACAUGAAAUUACAUACCUGCCAAUAAUAUGCUGCAUCAACAAGUUAAAAAGUUACAUCAAUGGAAAGUUAUUUUUUAUAGUAAUACAUGUGUGAAUGAAGAAAGCUUGUUAACUUGAAGUUAAUCACUAUUAUUUUUUUGAGAAAAUUGUUUUAAAUAUUUUGUAUUUGUAAAUUAUAAAAUGGUAUGUCAAAAAAUGCCAGUUACUACAUGUAUCUUCAAUAGUCAUAUGAAUAAUGUUAGUUUUAUCAUUAUUUGGUGGAAAUUAAAAGAACUUUAUUUCCCUAUAAA